AUGAUCGCUCUUCGCGUCACUGCCCAAUGGGGACACGCAAAACUUGCGUAUCUGCUCUCUUAUGGCUCCGUCGCUGCCUGCUUCGCAGUUAACAUGAGGAGCAUCACGUUUAUUCACGCGACAUAUGACCCUCUGACGAGAGCUCCUGACGACGGACGUGAUUCUCAUGAGUGUAUGAUGCUUGGAGGCUUGCUUCGUAUGUGGGAGAUGAGAAGCACAGGUCUAGUAAAGUUCUUGUACCAUCAAGGUGUCCCUUGGAUGAUCCUGGUUUUUGUCGCCGAAGUCCCUACUGUCAUCACAGCUGGUUUUCACCUCAAUGAGGGCGUCACGUUGAUUACGCAGCCCUUUGCGGCUGUUACACUGUUUACUUGCGCUACUCGCACGUAUCGCGGUCUCACAGACUAUGCACACGAACCUGCCAGCUUGAACGUGCCAGCAUCUGCUGUCACUGCGCGCUUCCAGUCAUCUGAAUGA
This is a messenger RNA of Peniophora sp. CBMAI 1063, 474 nucleotides long. Lineage: Eukaryota; Fungi; Basidiomycota; Agaricomycetes; Russulales; Peniophoraceae. The record is from the annotation of a GenBank genome assembly.